AUGUCCGUUCUCUGUCGUGCUCUUCUCGUUUUCUGUGUUCUGCUCGUCGUCUGUCAGGCGUACAGUCGAAUGGAGUUGGAGUAGGUUGCCAGAGAUCCGAGGGGAGCCGACCGGUUGAGCUUUCAGGGACCGCAUGCAGAUGUCGCGUUUCCAAGAACCGGGAAAAGGGGCCGCCGGCGCGUACGGAGAGUGAGUUGCGAGGCGAUUUGUUCCGAAAACCGCUCAAACUUAAAUUUUUUCCAGUGACUCGUACCUCCGCUACCUCUCCGAGUACCUCGGCCGACCAAUGCAACGCCGUUCGGCCGGCCCGACGAAUCCGAACACCAUGUAA
This is a messenger RNA of Caenorhabditis sp. 36 PRJEB53466, 331 nucleotides long. Lineage: Eukaryota; Metazoa; Nematoda; Chromadorea; Rhabditida; Rhabditidae. The record is from the annotation of a GenBank genome assembly.